Messenger RNA from Penicillium egyptiacum, 798 nucleotides. Lineage: Eukaryota; Fungi; Ascomycota; Eurotiomycetes; Eurotiales; Aspergillaceae. The record is from the annotation of a GenBank genome assembly.
AUGGGUUCUGUCUCUUACAUUCCCUACCGCCUCGAUGGUAAAGUCGCUCUGGUAACUGGAUCUGGUCGGGGCAUUGGAGCAGCCAUGGCUGUCGAACUGGGCCGAUGUGGCGCAAAGGUGAUCAUCAACUACAGCAAGUCUGCUGGUCCUGCAAACCAAGUCGUCGACGAAAUCAAGGCUCUGGGGUCCGAGGCUGUCGCUCUUCAGGCCGAUGUUAGCCAAGUCCCCAAGACCGUGAAGCUUUUUGAAGAAGCUGUCAAAGUCUUUGGUGGCAUUGACAUUGUCUGCUCAAACGCCGGUGUCGUCUCGUUCGGACACCUGAGUGAGGUCACCGAGGAAGAGUUUGAUAGGGUCUUCAACGUGAACACACGUGGACAAUUCUUUGUCGCCCGCGAGGCUUAUAAGCAUCUAAAUCAGAAUGGUCGGAUUAUUCUGAUGAGUUCGAACACGGCGGAUUCGUUCACUGUGCCCAAACACUCGCUCUACUCGGCUUCCAAGGGCGCCAUCAACACGUUCGUUCGCUGUCUCGCUAAAGACUGCGGUGACAAGAAGAUCACUGUCAACGCAGUUGCGCCCGGUGGAACUGUUACCGACAUGUUCCACGAAACAGCGAAAGACUACUUGCCCAACGCGGACAAGAUGUCCAAGGAGCAGAUUCUUGAUAUUGUCGCCCAUGUUUCGCCUUUGACUCGGUGUGGUUACCCAAUUGAUAUCGCCAAGGUAGUGUGUUUCUUGGCUUCGAAUGAGAGCGAAUGGGUCAAUGGCAAGGUCUUGGGUAUUGAUGGCGGUGCUGCGUAG